AUGGCGCCGGGAAGCGCACAGCCGCGCUCUGCCAAGGGGCUCGGCCUGGCGCCCAGGCAGCGUGCACAGGUCUCCUUGCAGCCCGAGCCGCGGAACCACCAAUGCUCCGGGGCAGCCGGCAGCUCCCAGAAACUACAGCCCACCAAGGCAGAGAGACACCUCCCAGAGCAGCGAGCGUGCACCCGCAGUCCGCGCCUCCUACCUGUGCCUUUCCAAGCAAAGCGCACCCUGGGAGCCCUCCCAGAGCUCGCAGCCCCGAGCCUCCAGGGGCCACCGGAAAGCUCGGUCCCGCCUCCAGACCGGAGAGCCACUUGGCAGGGAGGGAGUGGCGUUGAGCUGGGGCUGGAGGCGUGGGCUGGCCCAAGAAACCGCCUCAGGGAAUCUCUCGGUGCGCGUUUUGCCCUAGGUUACGCCCCAGUGCUCCUAUCCUGCCGAUUCAGCAUGAUCAAUGUCAAGAUCACUUCCGGUCCCCUGUACCUUGGAGCAUCCCAGAGGAGCCCCAAAAGGAGAGAAAAGCACGAAGGAGUUAGAGAGGCAAGCGCUACAGUCCAGCUCGCGAUCCACCUGUCCGCCUUUGGCCAGGGCUUCGAGCUGCGCCUGGCGCCCGACGCCAGCUUCCUGGCGCCCGAGCUCAAGAUCGAGCGCCUCGGGGGCUCCGGCGGGGCGGCCCGGGCCGAGCGCGGGCUGCGCGGCUGCUUCUUCUCCGGUACGGUGAACCGGGAGCCCGCGUCGCUGGCGGCCGUCAGCCUGUGCCGCGGGCUGCGCGGCUCCUUCCUGGUGGGCGGCGAGGAGUUCACCGUCCAGCCGCAGGGCGCGGGCGACUCCCUGGACCAGCCGCACCUCCUGCGGCGCUGGGGCCCCGCGGCCAGCGAGGGGCUGGAGAGAGAAGACGACGAGCCAGAGGAGGGCGACGAAGAGGAGGACAGCAGGGAGGCAGGCGGCGCCCGCGAACUGCCGUCAACCUCGGGGCCCACGAGCAGGACCAGGCGGUCCGUGUCUGAGGCUCGCUUCGUGGAAACGCUGGUGGUGGCCGACGCGUCCAUGGCUGCCCUCUACAGCGCAGACCUGCAGAACCACAUCCUGACCUUGAUGUCCGUGGCAGCCCGCAUCUACAAGCACCCCAGCAUUCAGAAUGCCAUCAACCUUGUUGUGGUGAAAGUGCUUAUAGUGGAAGAUGAAAAGUGGGGCCCAGAGGUGUCAGACAACGGCGGGCUCACACUGCGCAAUUUCUGCAGCUGGCAGCGGCCCUUCAACAAGCCCAGCGACCGCCACCCAGAGCACUAUGACACAGCCAUCCUGCUUACAAGACAGGACUUCUGUGGGAAUGACGGGCACUGCAACACCCUAGGUAUGGCAGACAUUGGCACGAUCUGUGACCCCAGCAUGAGCUGCUCCGUGAUCAAAGACGAGGGCCUGCAGGCAGCCUACACCAUGGCCCAUGAGCUAGGGCACGUUCUCAGCAUGCCCCAUGAUGACUCCAAGCCCUGCGUGCGGCAAUUUGGGCCCAUGGAAAAGCACCACAUGAUGGCGCCACUCUUUAUUCACUUGAACAAGACUCUGCCCUGGUCUCCCUGCAGUGCCAUGUACCUCACUGAGCUCCUGGACGAUGGCCACGGGGACUGUCUCCUGGACCCCCCUACCUCGGCCCUGCCCUUCCCCACGGACCUCCCAGGCCGCAGGGCCCUCUAUGACCUGGACCAACAGUGCAAGCAGAUCUUUGGGCCAGGUUACCGCCACUGCCCCAACACCUCUGAGCAGGACACAUGUGCUCAGCUCUGGUGCCAAAUGGAUGGUGAUGAGGGUGUCUGCCACACAAGGAAUGGCAGCCUGCACUGGGCUGAUGGCACUCCCUGUGGACCGGGGCGCUUGUGCUUGGAUGGCAGCUGUCUGCCAGAAGAGGAAGUGGAGAGGUCCAAGGCAGUGGUGGAUGGCGGCUGGACCCAGUGGGGACCCUGGGGAGAAUGUUCCCGGACCUGUGGAGGAGGAAUACAGUUUUCAUACCGUGAAUGCAAAGAUCCCCAGCCUCAGAAUGGAGGAAAGUACUGCCUGGGUCAGAGAGCCAAGUACCAGUCAUGCAACACGGAGGAGUGCCCCCCUGAUGAUUUGGCUACAAUGACAUUAUCACCAUCCCAGCUGGUGCCACGAACAUUGAUGUAAAACAACGGAGCCACCCAGGGAUUCAGAAUGAUGGCAACUACCUGGCUCUGAAGACUGCUGAUGGGCGGUAUCUGCUCAAUGGCAACCUGGCCAUCUCUGCCACCGAGCAGGAUAUCCUAGUGAAUGGGACCAUCCUAAAGUACAGUGGCUCUAUGGCCUCCCUAGAGCGGCUACAGAGCUUCCGGCCCCUAUCAGAGCCUCUGACUGUGCAGCUCUUGACUGUCCCUAGUGAGCUGCCCUCCCCCAGAGUCAAAUAUACUUUCUUUGUUCCAAACGACAUGGACUUUGGCAUACAGAGCAGCAAAGAGAGAACAACCCCCAACAUCAUCCAGCCACUGCUCCUCAUGCAGUGAGCUGGGGACUGGUCUGAGUGCUUCAGCACCAACAGAGCUGUCUGGCAGCUGCAAACAGUAGAAAGCAGAGACCACUCGGGCCAGGCCUCUGUUACCUGCAACAGGGCUCUGCGACCAGAGCAUCCCAAGCCCUGGGGAAGCCAGCAGUGUCCCCGAUGAUCCCAUGGCAAGGGAGGGUCUUGUGCUCAUGAACUUGAGGUAAUGGGGUAUAGACAGGGUCCCUUUUUUCAUGACCCAUAUAUCAAGGUAGCAUACCUGCCCAGGCCUCCUACCACAGGCCCUUGGGUGCUGCCUAAUUCAUAAGGGGAGGAAAAAAGGGGAUGGGACAGCAGAUUGAAAAUCAACUGCCUACUGGACUAGAACUUGCUCGGGUUCAAGUAGAAGGCAUAUGUUAAAAAGUAAAAUGCACUUAUUGACCCAAGUGGGAGACUCAGAGCCAGCCUGUUUGAAAGGACUCACAAGGCUAAAUGAAAAAAAAAAAUUUUUUCUAUUUGGUUUCCCUGAUAAAUAAUCUACCUCAGAGGGGAGAAAAAUAGUUCAAGAAAGAUAUGGGGAAGGGAGUCAAUGGUGAGUGUCAAGCAAGCCCCUCAGCUGUGCCCCAGGGGUCUUUGGGAAUGGCCACAACUGUCUUCAGUGUUAAAAUCCAUCACUUAAAAGGCUGCAACAUCCAUCACAAGGUUGUGGAGAGCCACAUGUUCUCAGGCCGCCACCUGCUGGGGUGGACCCAUUUCAAGUAUUUAUGUAAAUGUGUCUCUGAACUAAAGUGUGAUCUUG
This is a messenger RNA of Chinchilla lanigera (long-tailed chinchilla), 3284 nucleotides long. RefSeq names its product ADAM metallopeptidase with thrombospondin type 1 motif, 8 (gene Adamts8). Gene Ontology annotation, molecular function: metalloendopeptidase activity; zinc ion binding. The record is from RefSeq and is a predicted model, not a curated record. Gene Ontology annotation, biological process: extracellular matrix organization; proteolysis. Lineage: Eukaryota; Metazoa; Chordata; Mammalia; Rodentia; Chinchillidae.